AUGAAGGGUCUAGUCUCAGUCUGCUGCUUUCUCGCUGUGCUGGUCCUGGGGACGGCAGAACCGGCAGAAGAGACGCCCAGCCCCACGAAAAGUGAAGAUGAGUCGCUGGUUCGACUUCAGCUCCAGCAGGAUGGCGGAGACUUGCUUAUGUGCACAUGCAAUGGGGCAGACAGAAAAACCAGCCCGUCGGGUUACCCCGGGCCCAACGCCAGUGGUCUUGGCCAACCAGCCUCUCCACAAGAAGACCUGCCCUUCCCAGAGUCCAAGGCUGGGCAGAGUAUUUGCAAAGCAUGUGUGAAACCCAAGCUGAAAGACACAAAAUCCAGAUUGGAAUCUGGAGAAGGUACCCCCUUAGACAGAGAAUCUUUAGGAUCUGGUGGGAAGACAGAACAAAGUUUAGAAGAUGGGGGUUCUGAUACAUCCCAUGAAGACAUUGCUGAAUCUGGAGCUAAGGGAGCAGAAGGAGACACUUUUGAAGAUGAAUCCUCAGCCGAUAAAUCACAGGACUUUGAAGGAUACACAGAUGCAGAUGGGGUAGAGAGUGAGUCUCGCCCCCAGAGAGAAGAUGUUGAGAAAACAGAGACAAGUGAAGCCCCUGUAGCAUCUCUUGAGUCAGAGGAAGAGCUGGUUGAAGAUGAAAGGGAGGACCAAGAAGAGACCGCAGAACUGGAGCCUGGUAGGCAGACAUUCCAAGAUGAUGGAAGGCAGGAUAACAGAGGAGAGAACCGCGAUGCAGAGCCAGAUUUCACACAGAAGGAGAAUGAUCUUCCGGCCCGCGAGGUGCUACUUGAGGAGAAUGCAGAACACACUGUGCUCGUUCAGUAUGAGGAACUAGGAUAUCAAGAUGAGGAAGACCUACAGGGUUCCUUGGAGGAGGAAAAGGGUGGAGGCCACCAAGGAGAGCAAGAGGAGGACGCAGAAAACCUCAAUGUUGAAAAAAUUGAAUUGGAUAAAACAGAAGAGCUAAACCAAGGAGACGAAGCUGCUUCUUUUUCUUCAGAGCAAAACAAAAUGGAGGACAAUGAAGGGGACAGAGAGGGCCUUGAUUCUGGGCAGGAAAAUUCAGUAAGCUCCAGUGAGUCCCAAGAAUCUAAUAGCCCAGGUUCUGAGGGAUACCAAGAUCAAGAAGGAACAGAAGCUGUAGAGGGGGCUAGUGAUAAAGGUCCCGGGGAGGAUUUGGGAUCUUCAGGAGGGACUGAAGAACCUGCUGAAUUCAAGGCUAACGAAACACAUGGCGAUGAGCUGGACACUACAGAAGGAGGAGAAAGAGAGAACAAAGAUGCGGGAACUGCAGAUAAGAAGGAAUCUUCACUGGAGCUUUACAGUUCAGGGUCUGGGGAAGGCGAAGAACUACAGGAAAAGUCAGAAGAGGAGGAGGGUGCCGGAGAAGGAGAACCUCGUGGAGACAAUGUCAGGUCAGAGGUGGAUGACGGUGAAGAACACGCCACAGCACCUCAGAAAGAGGUUGAAGAACCAGAGGCCCCCAAGCCACAUGGAGAGAAAGAAGAAGUGGAGGAUGUAUUGGUCCCUGUUCUCCGAGACAGAUCUCACAUUGAGCAGACUCUCAGGCUCAAAGAAGAUGCUCCUUCAAAUGACUACUCAGCGGCUCUCCAGCGCCUCCGCAAAAUCUACCACUCAUCCAUCAAGCCCCUGGAGCAGGCUUACAGGUACAACGAGCUGAGGCAGCACGAGAUCUCAGCCUACCCUGGACGAACGCUAGGGGCUUCGGCGACAGACGGGGAGAUCACCUCCAAGCCCAUGGUGCUGUUCCUGGGUCCCUGGAGUGUCGGCAAGUCCUCCAUGAUUAACUACCUGCUGGGGCUGCAGGAAACUCCUUACCAGCUAUACACAGGGGCCGAACCCACCACCUCCGAAUUCACCGUCAUUAUGCACGGCGAGAAGAUCCGCUCGGUUGAGGGCAUCGUCAUGGCGGCCGAUAGCUCCCGCUCCUUCUCCCCGCUGGAGAAGUUCGGGCAGAACUUCCUGGAGAAGCUGGUGGGCAUCGAGAUGCCCCAUAAACUGCUGGAGAGAGUCACCUUCGUCGACACCCCUGGCAUCAUCGAGAACCGCAAGCAGCAGGAGAGAGGCUAUCCCUUCAACGACGUGUGCCAGUGGUUCAUUGACCGGGCGGACCUCAUUUUCGUGGUCUUUGACCCCACUAAGCUGGACGUGGGGCUGGAACUGGAGAUGCUGUUCCGGCAGCUGAAGGGCCGGGAGUCGCAGAUCCGCAUCAUCCUCAACAAGGCCGACAGUCUGGCCACCCAGGACCUCAUGCGCGUCUACGGCGCCCUCUUCUGGAGCCUGGCGCCGCUGAUCAACGUGACCGAGCCCCCCCGCGUGUACGUCAGCUCCUUCUGGCCCUACGACUACGCGCAGGACACCAGCCGGGAGCUCUUCAAGCGCGAGGAGAUCUCCCUGCUGGAGGACCUCAACCAGGUGAUCGAGAACCGCCUGGAGAACAAGAUUGCCUUCAUCCGCCAGCACGCCAUCCGGGUGCGCAUCCACGCCCUGCUGGUGGACCGCUACGUGCAGACCUUCCGCGACAAGAUGACCUUCUUCAGCGACCCCGAGCUGGUCUUCAAGGAGAUCGUGGACGACCCCGACAAGUUCUUCAUCUUCAAGUCCAUCCUGGCCAAGACCAACGUCAGCAAGUUCGACCUCCCCAACCGCGACGCCUACCGCGACUUCUUCGGCAUCAACCCCGUGGGCGGCUUCAAGCAGCUGUCCGCCCAGUGCUCUUACAUGGGCGGCUGCCUCCUGGACAAGAUCGAGAAGGCCAUCACCCACGAGCUGCCCGGCCUGCUCGGGGGCAUCGCUUCAGGGAAGAACCCCAGCCUGACCUCCUGCGAAGCCACCGGCUGCGGGGAGACGCCCAAGAACCGCUACAGGAAGCACUGAGGGGCGGGGGAGGAGGGGGGCGAGAGCGAGAGAGGGAGCGGGAGGGAGGGCAGCCCCCAGCCACGCAGGAGACCCGCGACCUCGGGAGUCGAGGGGGAAAGCACGGGCAGUUUGGGUGGAAAAAGGUGGACUGGAGCAGGGAGAGGCGGGCGGAGGGAGAGAAACGGGUGGGGGGGGUUGGAAUAUUAGAUGACGGCUCCCUCCUCUUUCCCUGCGCGUGCAGCACAGAGCCGUUAUCGGUUUGGUGGGGGGGGUGGGGUAAAAAAGGGUCGAAAUAAUUAAAAAAAAAGAAAAAGUCAAACGGCAAAACUCCCCCCCCCUCCCAAAAAAAAAAAAUACCCUCAGACCAGACUUUUGCAGUCAGUACCAGCCCCCAUGUAAGUGAAUAAAAUGUGAAAUCUGCGUUUGGCCAUUUCGUUGUAGAGUUUUAUUUUGCAGAGUCCGUGGAUGCCGGCUGGCUCAUCUGUGAAAAGAAAAUAUUGGUUUACCAACAGCAGAUAAAACCCAUUCUUGUAGCCAAAAUAAAAAAGGACCAGUACUUUCCUACUAAUUUCUAAAAGGUGGACUGAGUCCUAGUUUACCUGAACCUGUAGAUUUAGGUCACUGUUCAACUGUUUAACUUGUAUUAAAAGAGUAGCUGAAACAGCUUUCAAGUUCCACUUGUUUUUGCAUAUUUCAUUUCAAUUUGUUCCUCACUGUUCCUAGUUGCUAUUUUCGCUCAUGUUAUUUGCCAUGCUAGUUCACAAAUCCAGGCGAAGUCUUGUCCUGUACACAGGAAGGGCAACAUACCGUCGUGCCAUUUCCUUCUUUCCCUGUUGCUGAGGCAUGUGGAUGCCACCUGCGCUCAUUUACCACUGAGAAUCUUUUUUUAGCAACUCCCAUGCCAAGACAGGAAAUCGAGCCAGGAAGCACACCACAGAAUUAACGUGGAACACGGUUCAUCUGGGUUGUGUAAAGUAAGGUGCACAACAUCUCGUGUGGGACCUUCAUUAGGGUUUUAGUUCGGUCUGCCAAUGCCUUUAGCUUCAUGCGUGAUACACAUGUUGCAGCAAUGGAGUGCUGACCCCAUCACCAACACAGUGAUGGGGCUUAGAGGAGCCCUUUGAUCAUAAGUACUAUCUAAACCAGCUUCUACUGCAGCAAUCCCAUGGGAUUUGAUCAAAAUCCAAGCUGGUAAUUUGCCCUGAGAUCAGUUUGAAAAUAGGGUCGAAUUUUACAAUGCUCCCGCUGUUCAUCAAAACAAACAGAAAAAGAACUCAAGUUUCUUUCUGUGUGCAAGCAGAGCUACGGGUUUCUUCUGAUUUUGAAAAUAUUUCAUGGUGUGUAUGCAGAAAUGUCAAUUAAAAAAACAAAACUGGGAUUGCAGAAUGGCAAGGCAAAUAACGAUUUUGCCAUUGAGAAUGUGCAGGUCCCGGAUCUCAGGAUGAUGUAGUCUGCCUUUUCUUAUUAAUGUGCUUGGCUUAGCAUAUUGAGUUACCUGCAUGUGAAUGUUAUGUGCUAUUGUAAGUGGUGCUCCUUCUGAGAUACAUAAAGCAGCUACCUAAGAAAAAAGCUUAAAUACCAGACCUGCCCAAAAAUGGGAGGUAUUGAUAAGGGUCUACUGAUAUUGAUAUCUCUUUGUGACCAAUCUGUUUGCAGUUUUAAUGGAGUUUCUACAGCUGUAAGACCAUAUAAAACCUCUGCUUUGUCCAGGAACGUGCCAAUCGGUUUUUGUCAUGUUCAUUCCGAACAACUUCUCUGAAAUGUCUGGGUAGUUACGAGAUGAGAUAGUGAAAAUUUGCGUUCUUGCUUCCAAAGCUUUCAAACCCCUGAUUGAAAAUUGAAGAAGAAAUUUGCCUGACUCUCUCCUCCUUAAUGGUGUUUAGAAGUCCCACUUCUCAUCGUUAGGAGCUGUCUUUCUAUAAGAAUGUCACCAGAGUGUCGCCAAUUGGAAAAUGGCUCUUCAGUUCUGAUUGGCAGAACAGAACCAUAAAAAUGGGACAAAGAGCUUGCUGCUGGGAGAGUUGUGGUGUCUUAGAAAUCAGGAAUUGCUGUUUUACCAAGUGGAGGAACUUGAAUCAAGUAAAAUUGUCCUUUGGAGGGAGGGAGGGAGCAUAAGACUUUUGUCUUUCUCCCAGUUACACCACUGUCAUUUUUAAUACAACUCCGCAAACAACGAGAAAUGCAGGCACUGUAAUCUUUGGCAUGCAAUUGUGUUAUUUGAGACACGCAGCGAUCCUUUUUUAACAAAAAGUAUUUUCUGAAAAGUAAACGGCAAAUUGAAAAGCACACUUUAGUUUUUUUAAGUGAGGAAAAUGCAAAGAAGUGAUUUAGUCCCAUCAAACAGAUCUGUCUGGGGCUUAAACUUUUUUCCAAGACAUUUUUGUUUGUUUUUGUGCUUUCUUCCUUCUCCCGGAACAGAUUUUUCAAAGAAUGCUCUUUGCAGUACACUCUUCUCGCCCCUACAGCUGCGGUUUUUAUUCCUUAUUCUUAAUUUUUCUGCCUGAUUUUGUCUGUUUGACAUGGAAAAUUAGCGUAUGUCUACCGGGUCUGUUCGUGAACAAUAUGCUGUUGCCCUUUUUGAUAUUUUGUGGACAGAACAACUCUAUUGCCCUCUACUGAAAUGUGGUCUGUCUUUCUACGCAAAGUAGCCAGCUUCUGCAGAGGUGAAGGUGGACUGCAAACAAACCGUUGCCCAGGCUGUGUGUGCCUACAGCCCUGAGGGGCCUUGGUGUGCCUUUAGGGCUACUGAGAAGUGUCGUUGCCCAGACAACGAUAUGCACUCCUUCGGUUACAGGAGAAACAUGGGGCCGGAGCCAUCCCAAGGUCCUUGAAAUGGGAGAAGUACAAAAUAACCUCACAAAAAAGAUGAAUUCCUUCAUCUGCGCGCAUCUGUCUUUAUCGGCCGGCCUGGAGCUGGGGAGUGACCACUUUCAUAUGUCAGACCAGACCUUUCGAUCUAUUGGAAGAGCUUGACCUUAUCGGUGUGACCCCCGAUACACUAGGGGGGUGCCAGGCUGCCGGUUGUGGGCAGGCCCAGAGUUAGAGGCCUGGGGGGCACUGCGGGGCCUACAGGAAAGUCAAGUUACUCAAUCCAGAGAGAGGGCGAUGUUUAGUUUUGGGCUGUGCUGCCGGGUGCAUGCGACUCCAGAAUUCCAAACCACUUACUGUUUAAUCUCAGCAAUAUCUCAAUAAAAGGUUUCUUUUUUCAGUGG
Lepisosteus oculatus (spotted gar) is the source of this 6092-nucleotide messenger RNA. RefSeq names its product sarcalumenin (gene srlb). The record is from RefSeq and is a predicted model, not a curated record. Lineage: Eukaryota; Metazoa; Chordata; Actinopteri; Semionotiformes; Lepisosteidae. Gene Ontology annotation, molecular function: GTP binding.